AUGUGGAUAAAAAGGAUUCUUGAAGAAUUAAAGUUUUCUUACUCGACUCCAAUCAAGGUAUAUUGUGACAACAAAGCUGCUAUUGCUAUAGCUCAUAAUCCAGUUCUUCAUGAUCGCACGAAACAUAUAGAAGUGGAUAAACAUUUCAUCAUGGAGAAAGUCAAUGCAGGAAUAAUAUGCAUGACAUAUAUUCCAACUGAUGAACAAUUAGCUGAUGUACUAACGAAGGGACUACACAAGAAGCAAUUUGAACAAGUCCCAGAAGACGCAACAAUAUUUGAUCCCCCUGUUGCCAACAUAGGAAAAUUAGACUACCCACCCCCACGAUUUCCUCUAGCUGCCACGGACUUGAUUGAACUCCCCUUCUAUUCGUCAGUGCUCAAAUUGAGAGAUCCCAUUGAGCAACCCAAUCAAGAAAGAGGCAAACGUGAUCAGCAUUUGCACAAUCAAGAAAGAGGCAGACGUGACCAGCAUUUGCACAGUCAAGAAAGACGCAGACGUGAUCAGCAUUUGCAGUCUCAAUCACACGGGGUAGUGGAUGAGAAGAUAAAACUGAUGAGAGAUCAGCUCAUUCUAGCAAAAGCAUAUUUAAGUUUUGCACCACCAAAUAGUAACUCUCACUUAAUUAAAGAGUUUAGAACACGGAUCAAAGAGGUUGAACAAGCAAUCGGUGAUGCCUGCAAGGAUUCUGAUUUGCCACGGAGUGCUUCACAGAAAAUGAAAGGAAUGGAGGCUUCAUUUUCCAAAGCAAGUCGUGCAUACCCUCACUGCUCUCAAAUGGCAACAAAACUUCGUGCCAUGGCUUAUAAUGCUGAAGAACAGAUUCAGGCGCAGAAGAAUCAAGAGUCAUAUCUUGUUCAACUUGCUGGAAGGACUACCCCUAAAGGCCUUCACUGCCUCUCGAUGUGGUUGACAGCUGAAUAUUUUUUCCUUCAACCUGAGGAAAGGAAGUUCCCUAACCAACAAAAGUUGAAUGAUACAGACCUUUAUCACUAUGUUGUAUUCUCUGACAAUAUUUUGGCUUGCGCAGUGGUUGUUAAUUCCACAAUUUUCUCUGCCAAGGAACCGGAGAAAAUUGUUUUUCAUGUGGUGACUGAUUCUCUCAACCUCCCUGCAAUUUCAAUGUGGUUUUUAUUAAAUCCUCCUGGGAAAGCUACAAUUCAUAUUCAGAGUAUAGAAAAUUUUGAAUGGUUACCAUCCAAUCAUAUUUCAGCAUCAUCAGAACAGAAGUCCAAUGAUCCAAGAUAUACUUCUGUCUUUAACCAUCUUCGGUUCUAUCUGCCAGACAUCUUUCCAUCACUGAAUAAGAUUGUGUUCUUUGAUCAUGACGUGGUAGUGCAAAGAGAUUUAACCGAAAUUUGGAGUGUUGACAUGAAGGGGAAGGUAAAUGCGGCCGUGGAGACUUGUCAGGAAAGCGAAGCUUCGUAUCAUGCAAUGCAUAUGUAUGUAAACUUGUCAGACCCAUUUUUAGCGAAGAAGUUUGAUGUCAAUGCUUGCACAUGGGCAUUUGGUAUGAAUUUAUUUGAACUCCAUGAAUGGAGAAGAAAGAACAUAACCGGGCUCUAUCGUAUGCAACUGGUGGAUGUUGCAACACGUGGACGAAAUUGGUUGGGAGUAUGUAGAUAGGGGAUAUCAGACGAAGUGGGUAAAUUGGUUUGCCAAAUGGAUUCUACAGCCAUCGCAGCAAAAUCACUAAGCUGAGCUUUAGCAGUUUCUUCUCUUCCUCAAUUGAAUCAGCAAUAUGGAGACCAUAUCAGCUACCCCAUCAAUCAUCACUGCAGCUGUUGCAACCAGGCCAUUACCCAGGCUUGAGUCCCCGGUUGCCAUUGGUAAGUUUAUAUGGUAAUUUAAAAGGGUUGUUUCCCUUUUAUAACUUCAACUGCAUAUUUUGUUUUCAGGGCUGCCAAGGAUGGCAAAGAGAGGGAAGUGAUGUGUUCAGCGGAGGAGAAGGGUUGUGGUGAGGGCAAAGGGUCGGGCAUGGGGAUGAGUGCAUCGUUGCUGGCAGCAGCAUGUGCGGCUACCAUGUCGAGCCCGCGGGCCAUGGCUCUGGUGGACGAGAGAAUGUCGACCGAUUUUAGCAACAAUAUUCUUGGGUGGAUACUGUUUGGAGCAUUCGGCUUGAUUUGGGCUCUUUACUUUGUUUACACUUCCUCCCUUGAGAUGAGGAGUCUGG
Hibiscus syriacus is the source of this 2173-nucleotide messenger RNA. Its product is annotated as probable galacturonosyltransferase 6. Lineage: Eukaryota; Viridiplantae; Streptophyta; Magnoliopsida; Malvales; Malvaceae. The coding region runs from base 1 to 1626 and encodes 541 amino acids. Gene Ontology annotation, molecular function: polygalacturonate 4-alpha-galacturonosyltransferase activity. The transcript has 6 exons. The record is from RefSeq and is a predicted model, not a curated record.